UAUAAAAAUCAAGUUAAUUAUUAUCUCCCAUUGGAUUCGGAAUUGACGUCCACCGAGAAAACCCACAGCUACUUGACAGCCUUUCCUUCCACUAUAAAUAGUAGACCAUCAUCUCUCAACGCGUAUUCCUUUUCACAAAACACGAAAAUUGCUCUCUACUCGUCCCCCAUAAGCCCUAACCCUAAUUUCGUUCAGAAUCUCUUCCCGAUUUACGAUUCUCGAUCAAAUUUCUGCUCUCUAAAGUUCGAUGGCGACUAAACCACUUACAACUGAAACAAUUGCUCUGACUGAGAAGAAGAUGGACAUGACAUUAGAUGACAUUAUUAAAAUGUCGAAAGUUGCUCCAAAGGGUAAGAAGCAGCAGCGAAGGGCUUCGAAUAAAGCCCAGAAUUUUGUAAAAGGUGCUGCUCAAGAUAAACCAGCAAAGCUGCUGCGCUUUAUGGACGCAAGAUCUUCCAUUAGACAGGGGGUUCUAGCUCAGAGAAGGUCAAAUUUCCAGGGGAACCAAUUUCCCAUUGCAGCUGAGGCUGCACGAAAGGCAGCAGUUGCUCCUCUUCGCAAUAGAGCUUUUAAUCGUAACCGGGUACCUAACUGGAAAGCAAGGGUUGGUGCUCCAAUUCUUCAGAGAAGGGCUGGAAAUGUUGGCUACGGUACUAAGCUGCCACUUCCGCAACAGCAGCAGCAGCAGCUUCGGCAGCAAGAGAAUGCACUUCCUAAGCAGAGGCCUCAAACACUCGAUUUGCUCUUUGCAAACAUGAAGGAGCAAAGGAUGAGGGCCCAACCACGCCAGAACAAUGCCGUACCUCGCAACAUUAGGGGUGUCCAGCAGAGGCCCCCUUGGAGAAGAGGCGGACGAUUUGGCAACUGAUUCAUACACAUAAUGUGCCAGCUAGAAAGGGUUUUUCUUCUUUUUUUCCUUGGUUCAAGAAGACAAGUGCUGGAAUUGAAUGUCUACUUUGUCUAGAUCCCAAUGUGUAGCUGAUGAGGGUUCAUAUCCAAAAUAUAUUGUGGCCGUCCGACUUUUGUUGCCUUUAUUUUUCCAUUUUUAUGACUUUGGAAGACUUUGUUUUCGAUCUUGUUUCAUUCACUCUCACAAUGUGUAUAUAUAUGGUAGCAGUCGCUUCUGUUACGGACAACUGUGUAAUUCAUGCUUUCAAAUACCAUUUUUUCUUGGUAUAAUCCAUGUUUUUAUAA
Prunus dulcis (almond) is the source of this 1194-nucleotide messenger RNA. RefSeq lists its product as uncharacterized. The transcript is spliced from 7 exons. The coding region runs from base 248 to 868 and encodes 206 amino acids. The record is from RefSeq and is a predicted model, not a curated record. Lineage: Eukaryota; Viridiplantae; Streptophyta; Magnoliopsida; Rosales; Rosaceae.